ACAAUUCACUCAAACAUCCGUGUGCAGCUCACAAGAAUAUUAUCUUGCCAAAUCCCCUCAGGGUGAAAAUUACCGUUUACAACUUGUCAAAUCAAAGCACUUGACCGGUACUAGAACAAGUAGAGGAAACAGAGAAUUCAAUGAAGAUCGAUAUCAAGCUUUAGUUCUCGAAUUUAACAAGUCAGAUAAUUUAAUUAACUUUCAAAACAAUGGUGAACAGAUCAGUUUAGGUAAAAAAGGUUCUGAAACAAGUGGUCAAGAAGAAGAAGGCAAAGAUGGCCAGAUAUGUUAUUUUGCUUUAUUUGACGGCCAUGGAGGCUCUCAAUGCGCUGAUUAUCUAGUUGCUAAUCUUCAUAAACAGAUUGAAAAUAUUCAAGCUUCUAACUCGGACGAUAUUGUAUCCCAAUGGAGAAAAGUUGGAGGCUAUUUUCGAAGGUUUCUGCCUGCCGCACUGGUUCCCCUAUUAAAUCCCGAGACACUUAAAAUUACUAAUAUACGUCAAAAUACAAUUGUUUCUGGAGUCAAAUCUUCUAAGGAAUCGCCUCCUCCACCAACAUCACAAAUGACAUAUCCUGUAUCAGAUAAAUCAACAAAAUUUGAACUUACUCUAGAACAACGACUUAUAUUAUCAUUUUUAAAAACUGAUCUAGAACUUAUGAGUUCCAUUGAUCCGUCAUUGGGCUCUACUGCAUCGAUCGCGCUUGUGAAAACAUUAGAUGGUAGAACGUUUUGGUCAAGCAACGAGCUGGAAAUCACUGUUGCUCAUGUUGGAGACACUCGCGUGUUGUUAUGUGAUGCCCAUUCGGGAAACGCUAUACCUUUAACAUUUGACCAUCAUCCGAAUUCUGUUACAGAGCUUGAUAGGUUACAGAAAUAUGGUGGUUAUGUAAUUACAGAUUCUUUUGGAGCCGAAAUGAUCUUGGGGAAAUUAGCUAUCACUCGAGCAUUUGGUGAUUCAAAAAUGAAGAAAUACGGAAUUUCAGCAGAACCAGAUAUCAUUAGUAAAACGGUCAAAGGAGAUGAUGUCGCAUUUAUGGUAUUAGUUUCGGAUGGUGUGACUUCAGUCUUAAAUAACCAGGAAAUAGUCGACUGUAUCAAGAAUUAUGAUGAUGUAACUACUGGAGCAGAAAAACUCGUUGAACUUGCUGAAGAAUUAGGGUCUGAAGAUAACAUAACCGCGAUGGUAAUACGACUACCUGCAUGGGGAACUAAAAUGCCGGAUCAUACAAAAGCCUUAAGGAAGUACAGACUUGAAAAUGACAAACCCGCAAUAAAACGACGUGUGUAA
Molecule: messenger RNA, 1288 nt
Organism: Cetraspora pellucida
Lineage: Eukaryota; Fungi; Glomeromycota; Glomeromycetes; Diversisporales; Gigasporaceae
Source: the annotation of a GenBank genome assembly